Molecule: messenger RNA, 3670 nt
Organism: Oreochromis aureus
Lineage: Eukaryota; Metazoa; Chordata; Actinopteri; Cichliformes; Cichlidae
Product: glutamate receptor 2-like
Exons: 20
Coding region: 78-2801 (907 amino acids)
Biological process (GO): monoatomic ion transport; synaptic transmission, glutamatergic; modulation of chemical synaptic transmission
Cellular component (GO): postsynaptic membrane; dendritic spine; plasma membrane
Molecular function (GO): transmitter-gated monoatomic ion channel activity involved in regulation of postsynaptic membrane potential; AMPA glutamate receptor activity
Source: RefSeq, a predicted model, not a curated record
AAUAAAACCGGAAUAACGCCAUGAGAUUACAUCGUCUUUGAUGGAGGUGAUGUUUUGGUAGGAACCUCUGUCGUAAGAUGCUGUGGUGUUGCGCGAGGAUCCUGAACACCACAAUGAAGCUGCUAUUUUUGGUGGCACUCUUAUGGCGCGGGGCAUUGUGCGGAUCUCCGAGCGUCCAGAUUGGUGGUUUAUUUCCCAGGGGCGCAGAUCAGGAGUACAGUGCAUUCCGAGUUGGCAUGGUUCAGUUUGGGAUGGCAGAUUUCAGACUAACUCCACACAUAGAUAACCUAGAGGUGGCCAACAGCUUUGCUGUUACUAACUGCUUUUGUUCCCAGUUCUCUCGGGGUGUCUAUGCCAUUUUUGGCUUCUAUGACAAGAAAUCGGUCAACACCAUCACAUCCUUUUGUGAGACACUUCAUGUCUCCUUCAUUACACCUUCUUUCCCAGCAGAAGGAAUGAAUCAGUUUGUUCUCCAAAUGAGGCCGGACAUCAAGGGGCCACUAGUUUCAUUAGUGGAGUACUACAAAUGGGAAAAGUUUGCCUAUCUGUAUGACAGUGAUCGAGGUCUUUCGACUCUUCAGGUAAUACUGGACACUGCAGCAGAGAAAAAAUGGGUCGUCACUGCAAUAAAUGUAGGAAACCUGAAAGAUGAGAGAAAGGAUGAAGCCUACCGGUCCCUGUUUCAGGACCUGGAGAUCCGUAAGGAACGGCGCAUCAUACUGGACUGUGAACAAGAUAAAGUGAAAGACAUCAUGGAGCAGGUGAUCACUAUAGGCAGGCACGUGAAAGGAUAUCACUAUAUAAUAGCAAACUUGGGUUUUGUGGAUGGUGACCUCUCUAAAAUCCAGUAUGGAGGUGCAAAUGUGUCUGGCUUUCAGAUUGUAGAUUUUGAUGAUCCUGUGGUGGCAAAGUUUGAUCAGCGAUGGGAGGCUUUGGAAGAAAAAGAGUAUCCUGGAGCUGAUACAAGGAUCAGAUAUACUUCAGCCCUCACCUAUGAUGCAGUCCAUGUGAUGACUGAGGCAUUCCGAUUCCUGCACAAGCAAAGAAUAGAUAUAAGUCGUCGUGGCAACAGUGGGGACUGUCUAGCUAAUCCAGCAGUGCCCUGGGCACAGGGGGUGGAAAUUGAGCGUGCCCUCAAACAGGUGCAUGUAGAUGGUUUAACAGGGAAUAUACAGUUUGACCAGUACGGAAAAAGGAUCAACUAUUCGGUGACAAUCAUGGAGCUUAAGAACAAUGGACCUGUUAAGAUUGGGUAUUGGAAUGAGGUGGAUAAGAUGGUUCUGACAAAGUCAGACCUUUACCCAAAUGACACAAUGGGAAUGGAAAAUAAGACUGUCAUCGUUACAACGAUAUUGGAAGCACCAUAUGUGAUGCUAAAGAAGAAUGCUGAACUAUUUCAAGACAAUGACCGUUAUGAAGGUUACUGUGUCGACCUGGCUGCGGAGAUUGCAAAGCACUGUGGGAUACGCUACCAGCUAAGGAUUGUGGGAGAUGGCAAAUAUGGAGCAAGAGAUGCUGAAACCAAAAUCUGGAAUGGUAUGGUUGGAGAGCUGGUAUAUGGGAAAGCAGAUAUAGCUAUUGCUCCCCUGACAAUCACUCUUGUCCGUGAAGAGGUGAUAGAUUUCUCCAAACCCUUCAUGUCUUUGGGAAUCUCCAUCAUGAUUAAAAAGCCACAAAAAUCCAAACCAGGUGUUUUCUCCUUUCUGGACCCGCUGGCCUAUGAAAUCUGGAUGUGCAUUGUCUUUGCCUACAUAGGAGUUAGUGUUGUUCUCUUUCUGGUAUCCAGGUUCAGCCCUUAUGAAUGGACGCUUGAGGAGCCAGAAGAUGGAGCCUUGCCAUUAACCACUGAAUCCACCAAUGAGUUUGGGAUAUUUAAUUCUCUUUGGUUUUCUUUGGGUGCUUUCAUGCGACAGGGUUGUGACAUCUCACCAAGGUCUCUUUCAGGACGUAUAGUUGGUGGGGUGUGGUGGUUUUUCACUCUGAUCAUUAUCUCAUCAUACACUGCUAACCUGGCUGCCUUCCUCACGGUGGAGAGGAUGGUGUCUCCCAUUGAGAGUGCUGAAGACCUGGCUAAGCAGACGGAGAUAGCAUAUGGAACACUGGACUCUGGAUCCACCAAGGAGUUUUUCAGGCGUUCCAAAAUCGCCUUGUUUGACAAGAUGUGGCAGUACAUGAAAAAUGCAGAACCUUCAGUUUUUGUCAAGAAAACAUCAGAAGGUGUCCAGCGUGUCAGGAAAUCCAAGGGAAAGUACGCUUACCUGCUGGAGUCCACCAUGAAUGAGUACAUCGAGCAGAGGAAACCCUGUGACACAAUGAAAGUUGGGGGAAACCUGGACUCAAAAGGCUAUGGCAUCGCCACACCAAAAGGAUCCCCAUUAAGAAAUGCGGUGAACCUGGCGGUGUUAAAGUUGAACGAGCAGGGGCUGCUGGACAAACUGAAAAACAAGUGGUGGUAUGACAAGGGAGAAUGCGGCAGCGGAGGAGGGGAGAGCAAGGAGAAGACCAGCGCACUCUCUCUUAGUAAUGUAGCAGGAGUCUUCUACAUCCUGGUUGGAGGUCUGGGAUUAGCCAUGAUGGUGGCACUGGUCGAGUUUUGCUACAAGAGUCGUGCAGAAGCCAAAAAAAUGAAGGUGGCAGCCAACACCUUGUCAUCACCCCAGCACACAGGAAACUACACACACACUCUGCCUUCUCCUCAACAUCCCCCCAACUACAACCUGCUGUCCCCCAGCCACCAGCCAAACUACGCCACCUAUAAAGAAGGCUACAACGUUUACGGCAUUGAGAGCGUCAAGAUCUAACACGGAUGAAAUUCACGGAUGCGAUGCGCUCCAAAGCUCGUCUGUCUAUCACAGGAUCGACCAGCGAGAAUGGUCGUGUUCCAGUGGCUUACCUCCGUCCUGGAUUACCCAUGAGUCUCAGCAUGACUGAUCUCUCCUGACUACAUCCAAGCCAGUGCCUUACAGCUAGAAAGACUGGACAGAUGUCUACCCACCACUUGGCUGUCAGGCUUCAGCAAAGACCUGCCCAUCAAUGAAGAGAGUCACUUGACCAUCAGUGAGAAGAAUGGCUGUUCAUAUACAAAUUCAUGAAAAGCAAUCAAGCACAGUGGACAGUUUUCUAAUCAAAUACACAUCAUUGUUUAAUGGAUUUUUUCCCCCUCUUGUACAGACAACAAGAAACAAUGAUGCUAACGCAAUAACAAUAUUAAUCAGGAAUGUGAUCAGCAGUUAUAAAAGCAGACUGGUGGAAUGAAAUAUCACAUCCAUAAAAUAUUAGCAAUUGUGGUAGCAGAUAAUGAUAUUGCUAUUGUUCCUAUUUUUUCUCCUUAUUUUUCCCUGAAAAUCCCUAAUGAAUGGAAACUUUUACCAGAUUAAGGGAUGCAUGGACUAGCAACCACAGGUACACAGUGUAAACACUUCUACAACACAACACUACAAAAACAUACAAAUUAUAUGCAGGGAUGGGCUGAAAUGGGUUAAAAAGUACCUGAGCAGGGUGUGAUACUGAAAGCAUCAACAAAUGCAAUCUGAGAAAGUGAAUAUACCUGGCUCAAACUGGCCACUCAUCAGUAUUAAGAUUAAAAUGAAGCAAUUACUAAUGCUUAAAAUGCAUUUAAACUAGUCUUUCAUGAAACGCUGUCCACUCCAAGAUAUGUUAAAUAAUUAAA